Molecule: messenger RNA, 2166 nt
Organism: Branchiostoma floridae (Florida lancelet)
Lineage: Eukaryota; Metazoa; Chordata; Leptocardii; Amphioxiformes; Branchiostomatidae
Product: zinc finger protein 665-like
Exons: 2
Coding region: 10-1311 (433 amino acids)
Biological process (GO): regulation of transcription by RNA polymerase II
Cellular component (GO): nucleus
Molecular function (GO): RNA polymerase II transcription regulatory region sequence-specific DNA binding; DNA-binding transcription factor activity, RNA polymerase II-specific
Source: RefSeq, a predicted model, not a curated record
GCUUUACCUAUGACCCCUCGGCAAAAGAAGAAACCAGCUCGAUCCCCGGUUUACGCGAGGAGAAAAGUCGGCAUAGGAAGAAGCUUAGACAUGGCAACGACAGGAUCAGGGUCUCACACUGGAGUAGAGCAGAACCGCUGUGAUGGGUCUCCCGCCGAGGUUUGUCAGAUUGCCUGUGGCAGCAAAUCAAGCGAUGCUGAAAACCAGACAACAGCACAGAAAGUCAACUUAAAAAACGCUGGUGAGAAACCCUUCAUGUGUGGGGAAUGUGGGUAUCGGGCAGUUCAUUGGUCUAAGUUAUCCCGGCAUAUGAGAAUCCAUACUGGAGAAAAACCCUACAAGUGUGACCAGUGCGACUAUUCUGCUGCAGAAAAGGGUAGCUUGGCUACUCAUCAAGCAACACAUACCGGGGACAAACCCUACAUGUGUGGGGAGUGUGGGUACAGGACGGUAAGAAAAGCUCACCUAUCCAAACAUAUGAGAACCCACACAGGAGAAAAACCCUACAAGUGUGACCAGUGUGACUAUUCUACAGCACAGAAAGGCAAUUUGGUCACACAUAUUACAGCAAAACACAAUGGAGACAAACCCUACAUGUGUGGGGAGUGUGGGUACAGGGCUGCUAUAAGGUCUACUUUGUCCCAACAUAUGAGAACCCAUACUGGAGAAAAACCCUACAAGUGUGACCAGUGCGACUAUUCUGCAGCACAGAGAAGCAUUUUGAACAACCAUAUAGCAGCAAAACACAGUGGUGAGAAACCCUACAAGUGUGAUCAGUGUGACUAUUCUGCAGUACAAAAGGUCCAUAUGAUCAACCAUAUUGCAGCAAAACACACGGAUGAUAAACCCUACAUGUGUGGGGAGUGUGGGUUCAGAACAGUUAAAAAACCUAAGUUAUUGAUACACAUGAGAACCCAUACUGGAGAAAAACCCUACAAGUGUGACCAGUGUGACUAUUCUGCGGCACAGAAAAUCAAUUUAGACAACCAUAUAGCAGCAAAACACACUGGCGAAAAACCCCACAUUUGUGGGGAUUGUGGGUACAGAACAUAUCAUAAGCCUCACUUAGUCAAGCAUAUAAGAACCCAUACUGGAGAAAAACCCUACAAGUGUGACCAGUGUGACUAUUCUGCAGCACAGAAGCCCCACCUGGACCACCAUAUAGCAACAAAACACACUGGUGAGAAACCCUACAUGUGCGAGGUGUGCGGGUACAAGACAACUCAAAAGUCCACCUUAUCCCAACAUAUGAGAACCCACACUGGAGAAAACCCCACAAGUGUGACCAGUAUGACUUUUCUGCAGCAGUGAAAUCAAGUUUGAACAAACAUUUAGCAAAGCACACCGGCGAGAAACCCUAGAUGUGUGGGGAGUGCGGGUACAGGGCGGCCCGGAAGUCAUCCUUGUCUAGACACAUGAGAGCCCAUACAGGAGAAUGACCAAACAAGGAUAAUCCGUCAGACAGUUACUAAAUCGUCUGUUGAUAAAGUUCUUUUCCAGUACUUUACAAAGCACUACUCUGCGAUGUGUGACUGAAAUUUGAUCUGAGACAUUUGUAAAAACUGAUGACGAACCGGCUUUGUUGAGAGCCUGGAUACAGGAUAAGUGACAGUUUGACCCUUUGCGGCUCUUCCGGACAUUAAGGGUGCUUCCCUGCUGAUUAUUCAUAUUGCGAGUGUCUCACUGAGAGAAGCCAUGUAUACUUGAAAGGAGAUCCAGUAUGUAAAACGUAGCUGGAACAUCUUAAGCUUUUGAUGUUGAUGAGAGCCCACUGUUUAAGAAUUAUAGAAUGACUUCAGUUCAUAGAUGCUCAUAUGAUAAGUUGAUAGAUGUUUUCAAAUAGACAAGUGUUUGUACAAAGCAAGUUAAGGCAUAAAAUUGUUUUUGUUACUUUGUUGUAUAUCUAACAUUGGUUCUGAAAUUAUGUUUUGUCUACUAACUUCGAAUAUAUUCUGUUUUGGAAAUGUCUAAUCUGUAUUGAAUACAAGCAAAAGAAAAUAAGCGACCACACAGAAGCAACUUGGUUUCUGUGAAGUUAAUUUCCCUGCUGUUUGUCAACUAACCUGCAAGUUGAUCGAGUGUUAUAAUAUUGAAGGAAUGAAGUGCUACUCUCCAAGCAGAGGUUAUCCUCCGGCUGUUUUUUUUUUACGUUUUUUUAAUCGUUUU